GUAGCCGUAGGAAGCUUUUGAUGCACGGAAGAUGCAGUAACAGAGAUAUAAGCAUCUCGCAGAGCAAGGAUUCGACAGCGGGAAUUCCGCAGUACAUAGUUCAAAUUGCAAAUACUUGUCUCUCAGAAUGCGCUCCCUCCGAAAUUCGUCUCCAUUGCGGCUGGUUUGCCUCUGCAAAAAUCGUAAACCCUAGAAUUUUCAAGAGGAUGUUUUACGACGAUUGCUUGGUGAACGGAGGGAAGCCAUUGAAUAUCAGUGAAACGAUCAGAUUCACUUACUCCAACUCCUUCAUGUAUCCUCUCAGAUUCAAGUCGGCCAAGUUUUGCUGAGCUCCCAUGGCGGAUUCGAGCGGAGGACGAUAUCCAGAUUGGGCGAAAACGUCAUUUCGGUGAAUCGGCUUUCGCUCUGCCCUACUCAUCAACUCUGUAUAG
Momordica charantia (bitter melon) is the source of this 431-nucleotide messenger RNA. RefSeq lists its product as uncharacterized. The record is from RefSeq and is a predicted model, not a curated record. Lineage: Eukaryota; Viridiplantae; Streptophyta; Magnoliopsida; Cucurbitales; Cucurbitaceae. Gene Ontology annotation, biological process: cell fate determination.